UCCAUUUUAAAGUACCGAAAUGUAAACUUUAUUCAUGUUAAUUUUAACUUGUGACUUUUCUGUGUUACUUUUGUCUUAGCAGAACAGAUGAAGGUGGCAAAAGUCCAUUAUAUCGUCUUCAUGUACUUCCGGGCGUAGUUAGCAGUCGGAGAUUUCAGCCAAGACAUUCAGCAGCUCAAGGACAUGGCAGGACCAAGGCCUGUAGUGCUAAGUGGUCCUUCUGGAGCUGGCAAGAGCACUUUACUGAAGAAACUGCUCAAGGACUAUGAGGGUGUAUUUGGCUUUUGUGUUUCACAUACAACAAGAAACCCUCGACCUGGAGAGGAAGAUGGCAAAGAUUACCAUUUCGUGUCCAGGGAGACAAUGCAGCAGGGGAUUAACAAUGGAGAGUUCAUUGAGAAUGCAGAGUUUUCUGGUAACAUGUAUGGAACCAGUAAGGCCUCAGUUGAAGACGUUCAAGCCCAGAACCUCAUAUGCAUCCUGGAUGUAGACAUACAAGGUGUGAAGAAUAUUAAGAAGACUGACCUCAACCCCAUCUAUGUCUCCAUCCAGCCUCCUUCUAUUGAGAUUCUUGAGAAGCGCUUGAGAGACAGACAAACUGAGACAGAGGAGAGCCUACAGAAACGCCUGGAAGCAGCUCGCCUUGACAUGGAACUCAGCAAGGAACCUGGAAUAUUUGAUAUUGUCAUCAUUAAUGAUGAUUUGGAGGAGGCAUAUGAGAAGUUGAAAGAGGUUCUUACAGAGGAAAUAAAGAAAGUGCAAGAAUCCAAAAAGUCAUAAAGCUGCACAGCCUACCCCUCAGGCUAUCAGGCUAUUUCCUACACCAAAAACAAAA
This is a messenger RNA of Scleropages formosus (Asian bonytongue), 835 nucleotides long. RefSeq names its product guanylate kinase 1b (gene guk1b). Gene Ontology annotation, molecular function: GMP kinase activity. The record is from RefSeq and is a predicted model, not a curated record. Lineage: Eukaryota; Metazoa; Chordata; Actinopteri; Osteoglossiformes; Osteoglossidae. The transcript has 8 exons. Bases 184 to 780 code for a protein of 198 amino acids. Gene Ontology annotation, biological process: purine nucleotide metabolic process. Gene Ontology annotation, cellular component: cytosol.